Messenger RNA from Monomorium pharaonis (pharaoh ant), 2003 nucleotides. RefSeq lists its product as uncharacterized. Lineage: Eukaryota; Metazoa; Arthropoda; Insecta; Hymenoptera; Formicidae. The record is from RefSeq and is a predicted model, not a curated record. The transcript has 7 exons. Gene Ontology annotation, cellular component: plasma membrane. Bases 99 to 1013 code for a protein of 304 amino acids. Gene Ontology annotation, biological process: detection of chemical stimulus involved in sensory perception of smell; sensory perception of smell. Gene Ontology annotation, molecular function: olfactory receptor activity; odorant binding.
AGAUAAUUAAGUACUGCAAGACAGAUUUAACGAUAGAUUUUGUCUUUGAGUGUCUGCCUAUUUUUAUUAUUAGUAUCAGUGCAAUACAGCAAUACGUGAUGUGUAUAGUAAUUAACGACAAACUAAAGGGUUUAUUGGAACAAAUUAAAAUCGACUGGAAAUGCGCGAGAUCUCAAGAUGAGAUUAACAUUAUGCAAAUAAAUACGACAAACGUGAAGAAAGCGACAAAAAUGUUUUUGGUUUACAUAUUAGUGAGUCUAAAUAUAUACAUGCUUAUCAACUUCAUGCCUCAAAUUCUCGAUGUAUUUAUGCCGCUGAAUGAAUCUCGUCCAUGGAGGCAUCCGAUUCAGAUCGAACUUUUCCUCGAUGACGAAAGAUAUUUUUACACUGUCAGACUUUUACAGUAUAUUGGUACGACGUACACAGCGGUAUUUCUUUUUGCCAACGGUACUAUGUUCAUCAUUAAUACGCAGCAUGCCAGUGGAAUGCUUGCUAUACUGGGGCAUCGUGCAGAGCAGUUAUUCAAUGAUAAGCAAAAGUUGUUCAAAAGCCAAUUCAACUGGGAAAAGGAUUAUAAAAAUAUAAGUAUUUUUGUCGAAGAUCACCGUAGCACUUUACAGUUUGUGGCCAUUAUUCAAUCGUGUUACAGUCUGAAGAUGUUUCUUGAAUUUUUCAAUUUAAUGUUUCUGUUAGGCACCACACUGGUACAAAUAAUUAAAUUCAAACAAUCGGAGCGACUUAGAGCCAUAUUUUAUGUCUGUGCACAAAUAAUUUACAUGUUUAUGUGCAGCUAUAUGGGCCAACAAUUAAUUGAUAAGGGCACACAACUGUUCAUGAAAAUAUAUUUUUCAAGAUGGCACAGUACAGUUGUAUGGAAACAAAGGAUGAUAAUAUUUAUUAUGUUAAAAUGUAUGCGUAUGAUUACCAUUAACAUGUACAAUACUUUCAUUAUAAGUUUACAGACUGUUUCGGGGGUAAGCAAAAAAGAAAUUAAUAUUAAAUUAAAUUUAUAAUGUUUUUCUUCUAUUAUAAAUUCUGUUUUAAGAUCUUGCAGUUCGCCAUGUCGUUUUGUAUGGUGCUAAACCGCAUAUAAAAUACUGUAUCUAUGAACAAUUUGAGAAAAUAUGUUUUUGGAUUAGAUUGUAUGAAAUUAUCGUGAAAUACAUUUUUGUGUGAAUCAGCUAUCGUUUCUGUGUUUCCAUUUUAAUCAAAUACGCACACGUGAAAUAAUUGUCGACAUUUAAAAGCCAACCUUUCUCCUAUAUACAUGUAAUCUUAUUUUUGCUAUCACAAAAACCGCCAGUAAAAUGUUUUCCUUUACAUUUACAUUUCUGGUAAUUACAAUAGAUUUGGAGAGAACGAUCAUUGGAGAGAACGAAAUGUAGUAAAAAAAAAGACAGAAGUUUUUACAAUUUUUGCGAGAUAAAAGAUUUUCUUAUUAAAUGAGACAAUAAAAAUCAAAACACAAUAUAAUUGUAUGCUUACUCUACGUAAUAAGAUCCUCGACAGAUAUUUUUCCAAAUGUAAGCUUUGUUUUUCAUAAAUCUCUUUGUUGUCAUUUUUCGAAAUAUUAAGAUUACAAAUCAUAUUUAUCUCGUGCAAGAAAAGAUAGAAUAGGAUGUAGUGGUUUCAUUUGAUUUAUAAGUAUCACAUCUUAAAGUUCUCAUUUUCAUGUUUAGUUUCAAGUUAGUUAAAAGAAGACGCGUUAAUAGUCAGUGUUCUAUAAGUCUCUAAAUAAAGUUUCCAAAAGAGCACUUUCAACAUGUGUUACUUCACUUUUUCCAUAAGAAGAAAAUAGCUGCGGAUAGUUACAGAAAGCUUGUCAAAACUUACGGAGAAUCUUCUCCGAUCAUCGAUUAAAAUUUGUGAAUAUUGGUUCAGACGCUUUAAGAAUGGUGAUUUCGAUAUCGGUGAUAAAGAACGCUCAGAACAGCUAAAAUCAUUCCAUCGCCACGGUAUCUAUCUCAGAUAAAUGGGUAAAAGUCGUAAAAAAAAAAAAAAAA